UUGAGAUAACUUCUUGUUUGGCAUAUUUAGGCAAGAAAUUUGUUGAGAUACUGACCACUCUACGCGUGGGCGUUGUAGAUAUCAUCGGAAGCUCAGAUAUCCCCAUGGAUGAAUCAAAACUUGAUCCAUCUUCAGAUAAGGACAAGACAGAUACAAUGGUGCAUAACCCGAAACACCCAACACAUAACACGGAAACUCAUGGAUUGCGUGAAGAUAUCGAUCCGAAUACCCCAAUCGGUGAUGUCAAGGGUCCAAAUGUGUUCGAAAGAGUAAAGGAGGAGUUUGAAGCAAUUGUGGGAGCCGUUCAUCAUCGCAAAGAAGAUGAUGCCGCAUUUACAGGAUCAAAACAUGAGAAACAAAGUUCACCUUCAGACCAUAAGGGCAGUCCUAAUCACCAUAAAGAGACUCAUGGGAGGGGGGAUGAUAUUGAUGCAGAUACUCCAAUCAAUGAAGUCAAAGGUCCUAACAUAUUUCAUCGUGCCAAAGAAGAGAUUGAAGCCAUUGUUGGUACGAUUCUUUCGAAAAAAGAAUCUGAUCAUGAUGAUGCAUCACCGAAGAAGGAUUGAUUCCGAGCUUCCAUUAGUACACGUUAAAAAGGAAAACUGAAGAAUUUACCACUGGAUUCUGCAUCAGUUAUUCCAGUUGGUGGGAUGUUGUUCAAUUGUACUCUAGAUUUCUUGGAUAUGAAGUCUUUACUUUAGUUCUGUUCUUAGCAUGCAUUCUUGGACUGAAAACAGAUGACUUUCUGUGUC
Molecule: messenger RNA, 752 nt
Organism: Helianthus annuus (common sunflower)
Lineage: Eukaryota; Viridiplantae; Streptophyta; Magnoliopsida; Asterales; Asteraceae
Exons: 3
Coding region: 105-566 (153 amino acids)
Source: RefSeq, a predicted model, not a curated record